AUGUCGCAAUUGAAGAAUUUCGGAGGGCUUUUUCGCCUCGACGGGAAAGUGGCCGUCAUUACCGGAGGUUCGAGAGGGAUCGGCCUCCAUACCGCUACGGCCUUUCUGCAAGCCGGCGCAGCACGGGUGAUUCUUGUUGCGAGGAAGAUGGAGGGUCCGCAAGGCCUGUCGUCGGCACUGGAAGCGCUCCAUGCCACCAUCCCAGACUCCCGAGGCCGCGUUGUUGCCAUCCCUUGCGAUCUGUCCCAAUUCUCCGAGGUACAGCGACUCGCGAAGGAGAUCGGUGCAAUCGUGCCCAAGAUUCACAUUCUGGUGGCCAAUGCCGGCGCGACCUGGGGCGGACCUCUCGACACCACCCCGGACGCAUCCAUCACCAAGGUGCUAGACCUCAACGUCCGAAGCAUCAUUAAUCUAGCACGUCUAUUGUCUCCUCUUCUCAUCAAAGGGGGAUGCCCCGAGGACCCUGCGCGGAUCAUCAUCGUCGGUGCAAUAGCAGGCUUCACCGUCCCUUUUACCGGCGAGAACAGUACCCUUGUGUACUCGGUAUCCAAAGCGGCAGCCCAUCACCUUGCGCGGAAUUUGGCCAUGGAGUACGGCCCGCGAAACGUCGCUUGCAAUUGCGUGGCGCCCGGCUUUUUCCCCACGAAGCUGUCAAAUGGGCUUAUCGACAUAGUCGGGGGCGUGGACGCAAUGGCCGCCUCCAAUCCCCUGAAGAGGAUUGGCAGGCCAGAAGAUAUCGCGGGAACCAUGGUUUUUCUCUGCAGUCAAGCCGGCUCUUUCGUCAAUGGGGUCGUUCUCCCCCUGGACGGAGGCAACUUUCUACAAACCGGGUUGUUUACGAAACUAUAA
Molecule: messenger RNA, 849 nt
Organism: Fonsecaea pedrosoi CBS 271.37
Lineage: Eukaryota; Fungi; Ascomycota; Eurotiomycetes; Chaetothyriales; Herpotrichiellaceae
Exons: 3
Coding region: 1-849 (282 amino acids)
Source: RefSeq, a predicted model, not a curated record